AUGGGGUCUGAUAAUUUAUUGUUCUCAAUCUUGUUCUUCUCUGUUUUUCUCAAUUUCAUGGAGUUCGCCAAAGCCCAGAUGCCAGGUUUUAUAAGUCUAGAUUGUGGUGGCCAAAAGAAUCACACAGACGAGCUCGGGCUCGAGUGGACUCCUGAUGAUCAAGUUGUAUAUGGAACAACAACCAACAUCUCCAUCGCAAAUGAGACUAGACGGCAAUAUCAAACACUCCGAUAUUUCCCUGCAGAUAAUCACAAGUAUUGUUAUUCGCUAAACGUGAAAACUAGGACUAGAUACCUCAUAAGAGCGACAUUCUUGUACGGUAAUUUUGAUAGCAACAACGUGUACCCGAAGUUUGACAUCUCCCUGGGGCCUACUCAUUGGGCAACUAUUGUCAUUUCAGAUGCUAAUACCAUAGAGUCUCAAGAACUCAUCUUUUUGGCUUCUGAUCCUUUGGUCACAGUGUGUUUAUCGAAUUCCACAACUGGGCUGCCCUUCAUUUCCACACUUGAGCUUCGACAAUUCAAUGGUUCAAUCUAUCUUACACCAUUUGAGGACCAAUUCUUUUUAAGUGUUUCAGCUAGAAUCAAUUUUGGGGCUGAAAAUGAAGAUCCGGUCAGAUAUCCAGAUGAUCCAUUUGAUAGAAUAUGGCAAUCUGAUUCGGUGAAGAAAGCAAAUUAUCUUGUCGAUGUUGCUGUUGGGACCGAAAAAGUUUCAACCAAAUUGCCGAUCAUGACUGGCAAGGAUGAAUUACCACCUCAGAAAGUGAUGCAGACGGCUGUUGUUGGCCGGAACGGAUCUUUAACUUAUCGUAUGAACUUGGAUGGAUUUCCGGGCUUUGGUUGGGCUUUCACUUACUUUGCAGAAAUUGAAGAUUUAGGUCCGAAGCAAACACGAAAAUUCCGCUUAGUCAUUCCAGGACAACCGGACCUCAGUAAAUCUGUUGUCAACAUCCAAGAAAAUGCUCAGGGAAAAUACCGUCUUUAUGAGCCUGGAUUCUAUAACAUAUCAUUUCCUUUUGUUUUGUCAUUUAAAUUUGGGAAAACAUCAGAUUCUACCGAAGGGCCUCUUGUUAACGCAAUUGAGAUCAGCAGAUAUCUUAAAAUAACUGAUGGUUCUUUUGAUGGGGCAGUGGCUUCAAGCUUAGUAUCGGUUUACAAGUCACUAGUUUGGGCUCAAGAAGGUGGGGAUCCAUGCUUGCCGGUUCCAUGGUCCUGGUUGGAGUGUAAUUCAGACCCUCAACCGAAGAUCAUCUCAGUUAAAUUGUCGAAUAUGAACAUGACUGGAAGCAUUCCUUCAGAUUUAACCAAGUUGAGCAGCUUAGAAGAGUUGUGGCUCGAUGGGAAUGCAUUGACCGGUUCAAUCCUUGAUUUUACGGGAUGCCCAAACUUAAGGAUCAUACAUCUUGAAAACAAUCAAUUGAGCGGUAAUCUACCUUCUUCCUUAGCAAACCUACCUAAGUUGAGCAAACUGUAUGUGCAAAAUAACUUGUUAUCCGGAUACGUGCCAUCGGGUCUUCUGAAAAAGAACAUAGUCUUCAACUACAAUGGAAACAGCAAUCUUCAUAAACGAAGCGGUGGAGGGAGACUCAACAGACACAUUAUUAUUGGAUCAGCAGUUGUGGCUGCUGCUUUAUUAAUAGGAUUCAUGAUCGCAUGCCUGCUCCAUCGUCAACGAAAGAAAGAUCACAAGCAAGAGCCUGAACACGAGAUGCAUGAUUCUUCUAUGCAUACCGCAACUUCAGAAGGUGCCCAAUGCUUUACACUAUCUCAACUUAGAAUUGCAACAAAGAAUUUCGAGAAGAAAGUUGGGUCAGGAGGCUUUGGAACAGUUUACUACGGUAAAUUGAACGAUGGAAAGGAAAUUGCAGUCAAGGUUCUAGGAAGUAACAACACCCAUCAGGGAAAGAAGGAAUUCGCGAAUGAGGUGACUCUUCUGUCAAGAAUACAUCAUAGAAACUUGGUGAAAUUUUAUGGCUUUUGUCAAGAAGAAGGGAAGGAUAUUCUUGUUUAUGAAUUCAUGCACAAUGGAACCCUCAAAGAACAUCUUUAUGGACCUUUAGCAAAGGAACAACGAAUCAAAUGGAUCAAACGCCUUCAGAUUGCUGAAGAGUCUGCCAAAGGGAUCGAGUAUCUUCAUACCGGUUGUGUCCCUUCCAUUAUCCACAGAGACCUGAAAACAAGCAACAUUCUUCUUGAUGACAACAUGACAGCGAAAGUUUCGGAUUUUGGCCUCUCGAAACUUGCAGUCGAUGGGAAUUCACAUGUAUCAAGCAUAGUUCGAGGCACUCUUGGCUAUCUUGAUCCAGAAUAUUAUAUCUCCAAUCAUUUGACAGAAAAAAGCGAUAUCUAUAGUUUUGGGGUCAUCCUUCUUGAGYUGAUCUCCGGUAAAGAAGCCAUUUCUAACGAAAGUUUUGGUUUGAAUUGUCGCAACAUCGUUCAAUGGGCAAAGUUACAUAUAGAGAAUGGGGACAUCCAAAGGAUCAUUGACCCAGCUCUAGGAGACGAAUACGAUGUCCAGACCAUGUGGAAGAUGGCCGAGAAAGCGUUGAUGUGUGUCCAGCCUCAUGCGAACAUGAGACCUUCGAUGUCUGAAGUUAUCAAGGAAAUACAAGAUGCAAUCUCGAUAGAGAGGGGUGUCAAUGGAGGUAGUUCUGAUGAAAUAUCGCGGAGUUCUUUUCAUUCAUCAUUGAAUAUGGGAUUGCUUGACGCGGGCAUUGACCCUUACUUGUCGUUUCACGACUCCAUCACACUCCCCUCGGCUCGAUAGUUUGUUUCUUGUCGUGUGUAAUGAUUGUCGAUAGAUCAGUUGAAUAGGUAAUGUGGGUUUUUUUUGGCUUUAGGGUAUUCGUAGAACGUUGUCUUAAAGUUGCUCCAUCCUUUGGAGUAGAGAACAAAUCUGUGUACAUUCGACUCCUUGAGACGUAGAACCUAUUUUUGAGUAAUAUAUAUUGGGUUUCAGAU
Messenger RNA from Cynara cardunculus var. scolymus (artichoke), 2960 nucleotides. RefSeq names its product probable LRR receptor-like serine/threonine-protein kinase At1g67720. Gene Ontology annotation, molecular function: protein binding; protein kinase activity; ATP binding. The record is from RefSeq and is a predicted model, not a curated record. Gene Ontology annotation, biological process: protein phosphorylation. The transcript is spliced from 15 exons. The coding region runs from base 1 to 2766 and encodes 921 amino acids. NCBI's taxonomy places the organism in Eukaryota, Viridiplantae, Streptophyta, Magnoliopsida, Asterales, Asteraceae.